This is a messenger RNA of Trifolium pratense (red clover), 982 nucleotides long. Its product is annotated as RING-H2 finger protein ATL73-like. The transcript is spliced from 3 exons. The coding region runs from base 190 to 735 and encodes 181 amino acids. Lineage: Eukaryota; Viridiplantae; Streptophyta; Magnoliopsida; Fabales; Fabaceae. The record is from RefSeq and is a predicted model, not a curated record.
UUUGGGUCCUCAAUAAAUUUUUAUUUUCAUUGUUUAUUAUCAUCUUCUUUAUCCUUUGAAACUUGUGGGCUAUGUUAUAUUAAUAUAUAAUAACAUACUAACCUUAGAAGUUUUUUCUUCUUCUCCUUCUCCUUCUUUGUUUAAGCUUCUUGUGUUUUGGUUUUGUGAAGUGGGGGUGUAUAAUUUGAUAUGAUGGGUGGAGGUGGCAAUUUGGUUAGUACAAUAAUUGGAUUUGGAAUGAGUGCAACUUUCAUUGUAUUUGUAUGUGCAAGAAUAAUUUGUGGAAGAUUUAGAGAAAGGCAUGUGAGAUCACGUACUAUAUAUGAGAUUGAAUCAAGACCAGAUAUUGAACGGCCAGAAUAUCAUGCUAAUGAACCUGAACCUGCAUUUGUUGCUGCAAUCCCCACUUUAAAUUUCAACCAAGAAGCCUUCAGUGCCAUCCAAUGUACACAGUGUGUGAUAUGUUUAGGAGAUUAUAAAGAAAAAGAAGUAUUGCGCAUAAUACCUUAUUGUGGACACACUUUUCAUCUUUCUUGCAUUGAUAUGUGGCUAAGAAAACAAUCUACAUGUCCUGUAUGUCGUUUGACAUUGCAUAAUGUUUGUGAAGAAAAACAUGUGAGACCUGUCACAUUCACCAUAAUACAAUCUCUCAAUGAGUCUAAUACUCCACAAGGGAACAGUGAUAAUGAGAGACAAGUUGAAGUUAAUGCAAGAGAAACAGAAUCAGGGUUGUGAUUAAUUUAAGAGAGGUUAUAAAGAAGUUGUUAUAUAUUCUUGAUCCAUUUUUUAUAAGGGAAUGGUUUUUAGAAGAUAAAGUAGCUAGUGAUACUCUUUGAUUACACUACAUGAUGAAAUUUUUGUGGGUUUUACUUAAUAAUUUGGAUUUAUUUAUGUUUAGUGAUUAUUUAGUGAAACCCACAUGAAAUAUAGUGAAUGAUAGCUAGUAUAUAUUGAAGAAAAAAAAAGUGUCUUGGUAUGUUUC